GGGAGUUGUAGUCCUGCCUCCUGAAGGCCGCGCGGCUGCUCAGCCCUCUCGGCUGGAGCGAUUACGUGGCUCGAGGAGCGGAGGAGAGGCGGGACGCAGGCGCGGCGUGAUGGCGGCUCCCGUGCGCAGCCCGUCGGUGCUCUUGCGGCUCUUGCUGCUGCUGGCCGGCCUCGCCUCGCCCGGCUGGGGCCUCUACUUCCACCUGGGCGAGACAGAGCGCAAGUGCUUCAUCGAGGAGAUCCCCGACGAGACCAUGGUCAUCGGGAAUUACCGGACGCAGCUGUUUGAUAAGCAACGGGAAGAGUACCUUCCAGCUACUCCUGGCCUGGGCAUGUUUGUGGAAGUGAAGGACCCUGAUGAAAAGGUGGUGUUGUCUCGACAGUAUGGGUCAGAGGGCAGAUUCGCCUUUACUUCACACACUCCUGGGGAACAUCAGAUCUGCCUACAUUCUAAUUCCACAAAGUUUUCCCUUUUUGCGGGAGGCAUGCUGAGGGUCCACCUCGAUAUCCAGGUUGGGGAACAUGCCAACGACUAUGCUGAGAUUGCAGCCAAAGACAAGUUGAGUGAGCUGCAGCUACGUGUACGCCAGCUCCUAGAGCAGAUUGAACAGAUCCAGAAAGAGCAGAACUACCAGCGGUGGCGAGAGGAGCGCUUCCGGCAAACUAGUGAGAGCACAAACCAGCGGGUUCUCUGGUGGUCCAUUGUCCAGACCCUCAUUCUUGUAGCCAUUGGAGUCUGGCAGAUGAGGCAUCUUAAAAGUUUCUUUGAGGCCAAGAAGCUGGUAUAAAAAAAAGUGUGGUUUGAUAUCAGCAAAAGGCCUGCAGUUCCCACAGGAGCCAUUCCCAGUUCUUCAGUGCCUGCACGGGUGCUUCUCCUCUCCUCAGUCUUCUUCCACCAGACUUGUUGUUGUCCAGGCUCAGUAUCAUCUACCUCUCUCUGCCUCUGUCCUUCCAUCUCUCUUCCUCCCUGCCAACACCUCAGCCUGCUGUGGUUCCAGGGCAGCAGCUUCGCCUCUUAAGGCACUGUGUUCUCUCCAGACAAUCCAGACCUGCCCUCCCUCACUGUCACUCAUGUUCUGUGUGAGGAGCUGGGGGGGGGGUUCUCUUGCCUAAGAGUGUCCUUCAUCAAAAAUCAACUCUUCGCAAGGGCACCCAGGACCUUUUUUUCCAGCCAGCGUCACAAAUGACAAAGCCAAGAAACUGAUGCCAGUUUUGAGCCCUGCUGUAUUUUUACUAGCUCUGACUUCUUGAUGCCGCCAGUAUGUUGCUUUGAAGAAAAGCACUGAAUAAGAAGACCUGGAAGCUCUGCCUGCAGUUCUCCUGUCCUGUAUAUUCUUAAUGUGAAUGGGAUAUGGAAUGAUUUUGGGAUUAACUGCUGUGAGAUUGGUGGAAUAAUAUUGGGACACUCCGUAUGUAUGUGUUGGGAUAUGUGAUAAUAAUUGGGCUAUUAACUGAGGAUAGCUAAGUAUUGAAAUUUACUUGACUUAUAUCUUCCUCUGUAGCUUGCUAGAAUUAAAUUGGCUUUUCCUGUA
Molecule: messenger RNA, 1531 nt
Organism: Podarcis raffonei (Aeolian wall lizard)
Lineage: Eukaryota; Metazoa; Chordata; Lepidosauria; Squamata; Lacertidae
Product: transmembrane emp24 domain-containing protein 9-like
Exons: 5
Coding region: 110-787 (225 amino acids)
Biological process (GO): Golgi organization; endoplasmic reticulum to Golgi vesicle-mediated transport; intracellular protein transport
Cellular component (GO): COPII-coated ER to Golgi transport vesicle; endoplasmic reticulum; Golgi apparatus
Source: RefSeq, a predicted model, not a curated record